AUGGUCAGUGUCGGUGUCGGUGAGGGUAACCUGUUCACCAUGAACCACUGCGCGCGCUGCCUCUCCAUCGCGGUCGCCCUGUUGAUGCUGCCAGCGCACGGUCCGGGGCGCAGAGCGGAGCUCGCGGUGACGGCGGAGUACUCCUCUAAAACCGACUUGGACUAUGAGUUUGGGGACUACCGGGGGAAGUGGUGCAUCGACGACCACGGGUUCGUUUAUGGGAUCGGAGAGAUUUACUACCCGAGCCCGACGGCGUGUCCGUGCACGUGCACCGUGGACGGUCCCGUGUGCGUCCGACCCAAGUGUCCACGCAUCCAUCCUCGGUGCACGCGGAUCAGAUACAGGGCAUGCUGUCCGGUGUGCGAGGCUAUGGCCAGGGUGUGUGUGUACGGGGGUAAGACGUACCGGCUCCUGGAGGAGUUCAGGUUGUCGAGGUGUGAGCGAUGUCGCUGCGAGGCCAACAGAGAGGUGUACUGCAGCAUUUCGGACUGCCCUGCCCCUCACUGCGUUAACCCUACCUAUGAACCCAACCACUGCUGCCCCAUCUGUAAGACUGGUCCCAACUGCUUUGCUGGGAACAGGGUGAUUCCAGCAGGGGAGCGUGUCAACAUUGAUGAGCAGACGGUAUGCUACUGCACCUACCGGGAUGGAACGUGGCACACUCAUCCCCAGGCCACCUGUGAACAGCGCCCCCAGCCCAGCCCGACACCAAGCACUCGCAUCAAGACCCCUGGGGACGAGGAGUCCAGUGGGAGACAUGGGAGGCCGUAUAUUCCCAGACUAGAUGUGAUACCAUGAAGUGUAAAAUAAAUGAGUCAUUGAGAGAAAGCCACUUAGCAGGUGCAAAUAAAGGCUAGUUCUAUUGAGCAGUAUCAGAACGGCCAACUUUGGUUCCAAUAUAUCAUAACUCAGCCUGCCAGAUCACGUUAUCACAA
This is a messenger RNA of Plectropomus leopardus (leopard coralgrouper), 935 nucleotides long. RefSeq names its product von Willebrand factor C domain-containing protein 2-like. The record is from RefSeq and is a predicted model, not a curated record. Gene Ontology annotation, biological process: negative regulation of BMP signaling pathway. Gene Ontology annotation, molecular function: protein binding. NCBI's taxonomy places the organism in Eukaryota, Metazoa, Chordata, Actinopteri, Perciformes, Serranidae. Gene Ontology annotation, cellular component: AMPA glutamate receptor complex.